UCUUGCUAUGCUGAGGUGGUGGGGUUCUGCCUGUUUAGGACUGGCCGUGGAGCUGUCAUGGCGCCAAAGGGAAAGGUGGGAACCAAAGGUAAAAAGCAAAUAUUUGAAGAAAACAAGGACACACUGAAAUUCUAUCUGCGAAUUAUCUUAGGAGCAAAUGCCAUUUAUGGAAUUGUAAACCUUGUGAUCUUCUACUCAGCGGCCACCCUCUGGACAUGGCUCUUGGAAAGCCCACCCGUGAGGGCACGGGUCAAAGACUUCCUUGGCUUUGAGAUGUGCAAGGCCCCUGAACAUGGGCUCCUGGUCAGGCUGCAGCUGAAAGAGCCCUCCUCCAGCCCUUCCUCAAGGCACCUGAAGGAUGUGAUCCUGCUCACAGCCAUAGUCCAAGUUCUCAGCUGUCUUUCUCCCUACAUGUGGUACUUCUGGCUCUUGGCUCCCGGACGGGCACUUUACCUUCUCUGGGUUAACAUCCUGGGGCCUUGGUUCACCACAGACUCCUCCGCCACCAACCCAGAGCCCAAUGAGAAGAAACAGCGCCGGCAAGAACGGCGGCAGAUGAAGCGUUUCUAGCAGAGCUCCUGGGAGUAGAUCUAGAAUGCCACCCACCGUCUCUGAGUGGCUGUUCAUCAGGGAUGCAGAUUUUUUUUUAACCAAUCAGAAAACAUCAGGGGCUGCUUCUCUCUCUCAUUCCCCCCUCCCCUUUGGCAAUGGCGUGUCACUUGAAGGCUACAGCGAUGGUUCUGGACGACUUUAGGAGGGUCACCAGGCAGAUACCUUGGCCUUCAUCUGCCCCACGGCACAGGGCGGGAACCUUUUGUGGGAGCCGGAAGUGUGUAAAUAAUCUUCUAAAAGUGACGCUGAAAUAACGCAUCAGAAGAUGGAAGCGUUGCAAGGCUUGAAGAAAUGGUAUAUUAAAAGAAAUGCUUUCAAUCUAUAUGGUAACUCAUACGGCUGGUAUUGGUGUCAUCCUGUCCCAAUCGGCAACCUGUUCAUUUGCCAGAUCGCUCUGGGCAGGGUUGAUUAAGCCAAAACACAAAGCAAACAAUAAACUUAAACAGUGAAAACAAUCAUUAGAUGCAGAGGUCACUGAAGGACAAAGCCA
Gekko japonicus is the source of this 1102-nucleotide messenger RNA. RefSeq names its product transmembrane protein 208 (gene TMEM208). Gene Ontology annotation, biological process: vacuolar protein processing. The record is from RefSeq and is a predicted model, not a curated record. Gene Ontology annotation, cellular component: intracellular membrane-bounded organelle. NCBI's taxonomy places the organism in Eukaryota, Metazoa, Chordata, Lepidosauria, Squamata, Gekkonidae. The coding region runs from base 58 to 570 and encodes 170 amino acids. The transcript has 6 exons.